This is a messenger RNA of Triticum dicoccoides, 1352 nucleotides long. Its product is annotated as transcription factor LAF1-like. The record is from RefSeq and is a predicted model, not a curated record. The transcript has 3 exons. Bases 126 to 977 code for a protein of 283 amino acids. NCBI's taxonomy places the organism in Eukaryota, Viridiplantae, Streptophyta, Magnoliopsida, Poales, Poaceae.
UCGCAGCCCCUCCCGCGCCUCUCAAAGCUGAUUUAAUAAACCUUAACCUCCUUCGUAGUUCCUACUACUUGGAAAGCAUUGCUGGUCCUGCGCCUCCGCGGGCGGCCGGCAUUUCGCAAGAAUUGAUGGGGUGCAAGUCGUGCCAGAAGCCCAAGGCUCAGCACCGGAAGGGGCUGUGGUCGCCGGAGGAGGACCAGAAGCUCCGUGACUUCAUCGUCCGUUACGGCCACAGCUGCUGGAGCACCGUCCCCGUCAAGGCCGGGCUUCAGCGGAACGGGAAGAGCUGCAGGCUGCGAUGGAUCAACUACCUGAGGCCGGGGUUGAAGCACGGCAUGUUCUCCCGGGCGGAAGAGGAGACUGUCAUGAGCCUCCACGCCACACUCGGCAACAAGUGGUCUCAGAUAGCGCAGCACCUGCCGGGCCGGACCGACAACGAGGUGAAGAACUACUGGAACUCGUACCUGAAGAAGCGCGUCGAGGGCGCGCGGUCACCAGCCAAGUCCGCCGGUUCGGACGCGCCGCGGAGCCCGACGCCCAGCGACAGCGCCCGCGAACGCAGCACUGUUAACCAGCCGUCCAUCUCCGGCUCAUCCGGGCCGCUGGAGUCGUCGUCGAUGGCCGACGACUCGAGCAACCUCACAGUCCCCGGCGUUGUAGCCUCGAUCCGGCCGCACACGCCCGUGCUCCCCAAGGUCAUGUUCGCGGACUGGCUCGACAUGGACAUGGACAUGGACUACGGCACCGGCCUGAUGGCACCUAGCGCACUGGACGCGGCCUUCGACGGAAGCCCGGCGCAGCAGGGCGUGAGCCACCAGGGGGGCGUGCAGGUGGAUGGCAUGUGCGGCGCCGUGGACUCGUUGCAUGGGCUUGGCAACGAGGGCAUCUGUUGGGAGUUCGACGCCGGUCAGAUCCACAUGCAGGGAGGAGCAGGCUUCUGCGACCUGCUCUCCGUGAGCGAGUUCCUCGGGAUCAACUAGGCGACCCCUCCGAAAAAUAGAGAAUAUGCAUCGAGGUCUUUGGGCGAUUCCUCCCGAACAUGGCAAUGGAGCGCCGCCGUCGUUGCCUCUCCAUCGCGGGACCAUCCAGUCAUUGUUGGUCACUGACAAGAAGUUCUCAAGGCCACGAUUCAGUCGGACCAGCGCCCUGGAGAAGAAAUAGUUGAACUCGUUGUUUCCAAAAGACACACAUAUAACAUAUCCAUGGUCUCAACCUUAAAAAAUGAUGGGCAUAUCUGACGAACGUUCGCCACAAGACAUGACAUUUGUGAACGUCAUCAGACGGUUUACAUAGCAUUUCGAGAACCGGUGGCCUUUUUGUAAAACGGCCAUGGGCUUUGUUUAAUUUUAAGUGUA